AUGCCGGUGGACACAGCGAGCAAGGCAGGCCUGGCCGGGCCUGGAGGAGCUGGGAGACCACACGGUGUCAGUGCUGGGGUCUUCAGCGGCUACUACCCCGUGAAGAUUGGCGACCUGUUCAAUGGGCGGUACCAUGUGGUGCGCAAGCUGGGCUGGGGCCACUUCUCCACCGUCUGGCUCUGCUGGGAUAUCCAGCGCAAGCGCUUCGUGGCCCUGAAAGUGGUGAAGAGCGCGGGGCAUUACACGGAGACCGCCGUGGAUGAGAUCAAGCUCCUGAAAUGUGUCCGAGACAGUGACCCCAGUGACCCCAAAAGAGAGACCAUUGUCCAGCUCAUUGAUGACUUCAGGAUCUCAGGGGUCAACGGAGUCCAUGUGUGCAUGGUGCUGGAAGUCCUGGGCCACCAGCUCCUCAAGUGGAUCAUCAAGUCCAACUACCAGGGCCUGCCCGUGCCCUGCGUCAAGAGCAUCGUGAGGCAGGUGCUGCAUGGCCUGGACUACCUCCACACCAAGUGCAAGAUCAUCCACACAGACAUCAAGCCCGAGAACAUCCUGCUGUGUGUGGGUGAUGCCUACAUCAGGCGCCUGGCCACGGAGGCCACAGAGUGGCAGCAGUCAGGGGCACCGCCCCCAUCCCGUUCCACAGUCAGCACCGCCCCACAGGAGGUCUCGACCGGUAAGCUGUCGAAAAACAAGAGGAAGAAGAUGCGGCGCAAGCGGAAGCUGCAGAAGCGGCUGCUGGAGGAGCGGCUGCGAGACCUGCAGAGGCUGGAGGCCAUGGAGGCGGUGGCCCAGACCGAGGAUGCUGGCUCGAGGCUCGAGGGGGGCAGCGGCUCCACGUCCUCGUCCGGGUGCCACCCCGGGGGCGGGGCCGGAGCCGGCCCCUCCUCCGCCUCCUCCUCCCCAGCCGCCGGGGGCGAGCGCAGCCUCAGCCCGGGCUCCCAGACCUCCGGCUUCUCGGGCUCCCUUUUCUCUCCCGCCUCGUGCUCCAUCCUCUCAGGCUCCUCCAACCAGCGGGAGACGGGGGGCCUCCUGUCACCCAGCACACCGUUUGGUGCCUCGAACCUCCUGGUGAACCCCCUAGAGCCCCAAAAUGCAGACAAGAUCAAGAUCAAGAUCGCAGACCUGGGCAACGCCUGCUGGGUGCACAAGCACUUUACCGAGGACAUCCAGACACGCCAGUACCGGGCCGUGGAAGUACUCAUCGGGGCCGAGUAUGGGCCCCCCGCCGACAUCUGGAGCACAGCAUGCAUGGCCUUCGAGCUGGCCACCGGAGACUACCUAUUCGAACCUCACUCCGGAGAAGACUACAGUCGUGACGAGGACCACAUCGCCCACAUCGUGGAGCUUUUGGGAGACAUCCCCCCAGCCUUUGCCCUCUCGGGCCGCUAUUCCCGGGAGUUCUUCAACCGGAGAGGAGAGCUGCGGCACAUCCACAACCUCAAGCACUGGGGCCUGUACGAGGUGCUCAUGGAGAAGUACGAGUGGCCCCUGGAGCAGGCCACGCAGUUCAGCGCCUUCCUGCUGCCCAUGAUGGAGUAUAUCCCCGAGAAGCGGGCCAGCGCGGCCGACUGCCUCCGGCACCCCUGGCUCAACCCUUAGGCCCCACGGGCACUUUGUGCAGCUUGAGGCGUGCCUGUCCCCCGCCCUCCCCCCCCGCCCCCCGCCCGCCCCCAGUGCCUUCAGGGAAAGCUGGACGGCUCCUGUCCCCGUGAGCCACCCUUCAGGGUGAGCUGCCUUCCCCCACCCUGCUGUGCGCGAGCUCUCUCGGUGGGGCAGAGAGGCUGGAGCCAGGCCCGCCAUUCAGCAUUUGUUCUGUCCCCAGCCCUCACUGAGGGCCUCGGAUGGGAAGUGUGCGCAUU
Molecule: messenger RNA, 1859 nt
Organism: Hyaena hyaena (striped hyena)
Lineage: Eukaryota; Metazoa; Chordata; Mammalia; Carnivora; Hyaenidae
Gene: SRPK3
Product: SRSF protein kinase 3
Exons: 14
Coding region: 1-1599 (532 amino acids)
Biological process (GO): spliceosomal complex assembly; protein phosphorylation; regulation of mRNA processing
Molecular function (GO): ATP binding; protein kinase activity
Source: RefSeq, a predicted model, not a curated record